AUGUUUGUAGUUCAUGGGGUUGAAUAUGCAUUUGGAGCACAUGAAACUUCGAGUACAUCUAUCUUUGAAGUGGAGCCAAAGAAGUGUCUCUGUUUCACAUUUAGGAAAUCAAUUCUUGUCGGCAAAACAGACAGCGGUGCGAAAGAAGACCGAGUCUUUAUGGAGAAACUAGCUGAAGAGUAUAAAGGAAACAAGUACCAUCUCAUCACAAGGAACUGCAACCAUUUUUGCAAUGAAGUUUGUGUUAAGCUUACUCAGAAUGCGAUCCCUAGAUGGGUAAACCGACUUGCUCGCUUAGGAUCAAAUGGUCUUAGGCCCUAUUAUAGGCCUAUUGUAAACAUAGACUUAGCACUACAAUCUUUAUAUCUAUAUAAGGGGAAAGACAUAAUGACUGCUGAAGUUAAGGUUGAGGAGAAGCAGGUGGAGUCAGAGGUUGUUGUUGUUCCAAAGGUGACAACAGUGAAAGCUGUUGUGGAAGAAGGAGAAGUGAAAGAGACUAAGGUUAAAGAAGAAGAUGAGAGUAAGCCUAAGGGUGUGGAGAAGGUUGAAAGAAAAAUUACAGUGGAGAGUUUAGCGUUAGAACCUCUCUGUGAUGAGAUUCUGGAUUAUUUCGCUGCAAGAAUGAUUUCAGGGAAAACACUUGAGAGAAAUCGGGUUAUGAAGAAAAUAAUAGAUUGUGAUUGCGUUUACAUACUGGCAAAGAGGGGAGCUUGUGAGUUGCAAGUACCGGAAUCUAACUAA
Molecule: messenger RNA, 741 nt
Organism: Arabis nemorensis
Lineage: Eukaryota; Viridiplantae; Streptophyta; Magnoliopsida; Brassicales; Brassicaceae
Source: the annotation of a GenBank genome assembly